GGGAGUUGUAGAUGUAAACAAGUGAUUCCUCUCCUUAAUUUCUUCAUUUUCUUUUCACAUCUUGGGUUCCAAGCCGUCACUGUAAUUCAACCACGCCUCUGAUUCACCCUCCUUCCUCCUUGCGAUGGAUUCCGUAUCCGAAAGCCAGAGAACUCUGUAUCCGUAUGUAACUGGAUCCUCUGUCGUUGCUAUCAAAUUCAAAGAUGGGAUUCUUAUGGCUGCUGAUAUGGGAGGUUCUUAUGGAUCUACCUUGCGGUACAAGAGCGUUGAACGUUUGAAGCCUAUUGGAAAGCACUCCCUUCUUGGUGCUAGUGGGGAAAUAAGUGACUUUCAGGAGAUCAUGCGCUACCUUGAUGAGCUUAUCCUUAAUGACAACAUGUGGGAUGAUGGGAAUUCUUUGGGGCCUAAGGAGGUGCACAACUAUUUAACUCGGGUGAUGUAUAAUAGGCGUAACAAGUUUAAUCCAUUGUGGAACUCACUUGUUCUUGGUGGUAUUAAAAAGGGGCAGAAGUACCUUGGCACGGUUAACAUGAUUGGCAUUAAUUACGAAGACAACCAUGUGGCAACUGGGCUUGGAAAUCAUCUUGCUAGGCCAAUUCUCCGCGAUGAGUGGAAUGAAAACUUGUCAUUUGAAGAAGGUGUCAGGUUGCUUGAAAAAUGCAUGCGAGUGCUUUUAUACCGUGAUAGGUCUGCUGUCAACAAGAUUCAGAUAUCUAGAAUUACCGAAGAAGGUGCUACUGUUUUCCCACCAUACUCUUUGAAAACAUACUGGGAGUUCUCAGCCUUCAAGAAUCCAACAGUUGGCGCUGAAGGUUCAUGGUAACUUAUUCGUUGUGAUGAAACUAAAACAGAAUUUUAAAUGGAUUCCAACAGAACUAUUUACUGGCUUGUAUGGAUAUGAAAUGAAAUGAGACAGCCUUCUGAAGUUAGACUCAAGUUGGGCGUUUAUUUCUUAAAUUCUUACGGUUGUUUGAAUUAUUGAUAUAUCUUUGGAACUUCUAUUUCAGUUUUAGUUUUCUUUCA
This is a messenger RNA of Vicia villosa (hairy vetch), 1023 nucleotides long. Its product is annotated as proteasome subunit beta type-4-like. Lineage: Eukaryota; Viridiplantae; Streptophyta; Magnoliopsida; Fabales; Fabaceae. Gene Ontology annotation, cellular component: nucleus; proteasome core complex, beta-subunit complex; proteasome core complex. The record is from RefSeq and is a predicted model, not a curated record. The transcript has 6 exons. Bases 125 to 823 code for a protein of 232 amino acids.